CAAAUGCACCAGCGACAAAGUACUCCCAAGCAAGACACAAUUUGAUACUAUCCAAGUAUCGAGCCGAUAAUCCUUACAAUGCUUCCUCAGCGAAUUGUAAGGGCUUCGGCUCUCCGGUCGGCAUCGCUAGCAUCGCGAAGAUUACCCAUUAUCCAACAACGUACAUUUCUUCCAAAGUCAUUUAAUGACCGCGCAGUCAUCGACGAGAAGUUCCCAGAUAGGGUAGAACUCACAGAUGCUGAAGAUCCGGGCAUGAACGGUGGCUAUAUUAACCCCCCGGCCAUUAAGCGACAGUUUCGCGAUCCAUAUGGGGACUGGUGGGAUAAGCAAGAGCGAAGAAACUAUGGAGAGCCGGCCCAUGAGGAUAAUGACAUUCUCGGCAUGUUCUCUCCGUACGAAUACACAUGGGUCUCCCCUGGAAAGGGACUACUGCAAAUUGGCGCAUUUAUCGCUACCUUCGUCGGAGUAUGUUGGAUGGUGGGUAGGGUAUAUCCUGACAAGAAGUCUUUCCCUCGGGAAUUUGAAGGUGGUCUCGAACGAGAACUAGGCGGUGCUGGUGCUUUAAGGGCAAGAGCUCCUGGCGACCCAGAACCAUAUCAGAUUGAAGAGGCAGAAGAAGAAUAAAGAUGUUUGUACAUAUAUUAGGGCGGCUUUGCUCGGAGAUACUAAACAUGACCCAGAUCAUCUUGACAGAGGGACUACUAGAUGAACAUGCAAGUUUGUCAAGGCUAGUCAUCCUAUAGACAAUUGUCUCAACUUUUCCGAGUUGCAUGCUAUAACUAUUGCAAGCCCUAGCAAUUCAUGUCUUCAGCGUUGAAUUGAUUAUUGGACUACAUGCUCAAUAUGUACAUGUUCAAUAUGCAAGGUGCUAUCCAUUGCUCUGUAAGAGUUGGCGAAAGGAGAGCUAUUACUUGCUUGCUUACCUUGAAUUCCAAUUUCCCGAGUUCGUCACUUACAAAA
This is a messenger RNA of Daldinia decipiens, 960 nucleotides long. RefSeq lists its product as uncharacterized. Lineage: Eukaryota; Fungi; Ascomycota; Sordariomycetes; Xylariales; Hypoxylaceae. The coding region runs from base 79 to 624 and encodes 181 amino acids. The transcript has 4 exons. The record is from RefSeq and is a predicted model, not a curated record. Gene Ontology annotation, cellular component: mitochondrion.